CUAUCUUUGAUGGUCUGCAUCUACAGUACUGCUAUUUUGGAGAGAGGCCAAGUCUCCCUCCCUUCUCUGCAGAGAACUGCUGAACACUGCGGCAGAGAGGAGGCAAGUGUUUGGGUGCUGCAGAGGAUAGACGGACAUUCUCAGGGAGGAAGGUAACGAGACUGCAGGAAAUAAGAGCAAGUCUGCAUGGGGAUCACUGCAUGAGACAAGCACUCUGAUAAUAGAGACUACAAAGGGGCAGAAUUUCUUAUUGGUGCAGGUAGACAUAUAAAGAAAUCUCUUUUAUCUGUCUAGAAAUGGGACAGAUGAUGCAGACACACUUUGCCCCCUAUUCUUUGACAGGGCAAGCCCAGAUAAGACAUAGCUGGGAUGUGAGCAUGUUCUCCUAUAAUAUCUGAGCUGAUACAAUCAUACUUUGGUUAUAGAACAGAUAGAGAGAUCUAAAGAAUGUAAUAGAACAUUCAGACAAAUGUAGCACAGAGAUAUGUUAAGCAAGAAGGUGGAUGUGUGCAUGCAUGGUGAAUGGUGUCCUUGAACAGGACAGUGUUACUUUUGUGAAGGGAUGUUAGUCUGGGAUUAAAACAUUUUUCCUUUAUUUAAAUCAUUUCAGACACAUGGGUUUCUUGCUCAUUGCAAUAGUACUGAAUUUUAUGGUUUCUUCUUUAUACAUAUUACUUGUGCAGUGAUUAAACACUAUUAAACACUAUGAUGGGUUGGUAUUAUGUAGGGAUAAUUGUGACUCAAGAGAGAUGUUUCAUAUAUUCAGAUAUUAAAAUUAGUGUGAUGCUUUCAUCUAAGAAAAAAUUAUGUCACUUUUUUUUUUCUUACCCUUGUUUUUCUGACAAGACUUGUGGCUUAUUCACUAGAGGGUGAAUUGUAGUAAGUUGUACUUUGAAUUUACCAUAUUGACUUACAAAAUGUUUUUAAUUCACUUAAUUUAAUUACUGAAUGAAUACAGUUUUUUAAUCUAUGAUUUAGUCAAUCAUCAUCAUGAAUUCAUAACAGUGAUUUUUAAAAUAGUGUUUUCUAGUGUAUCAUCACGUGACCUUCAACGUAACAAAAGAUUAUAUUCAGAUUUUAAAUCCCUUGUUUAGUUUUCCGAAAAAAAACUAUUCAUGAAAUACAAAACAAUACACACGCUAUUGGUGUAGUUAUAACUGUUUUCAUAUUCUGCUCUCAGCAUAAUUAUGAUAUGUCAGGAAUAACUCUCUUAGCAAAGUGAUCAUUGAUAAUUAUCAAAAUAAAUAAAUCAGCUUCUAUUGUUUUGAGUGCAUGCUCAUUAAUAUAAGGAGUCAUAUAUUAACUUUUUCAACUAUAAUAUUUAAUAUAAUAACCAGGAACAUUACUAGGCUUGGUUCUUCAGUCCAAGGUUAAAUGUUAUGGCCCGCCUAAAUAUAAUAACUGUGACUAAACCAACCUCAGCAUGUUUUAUAAUUCACACAGUGACACCAACUUUGAGGAUGAAUCCGGAGUAUUAUAUAAACAGAUUCAUUAACACCACUCCUGCUGUGUUAACCCUAAGCCUUGAUGUGUUAACUAACCCUGCGCCCACAACAGUUCUACACUGUGCUGUAUAAUUAACUUCAAAUAUGGAACAUUAAUGUGGCACUGUGACAAACUAUGUAAUAUAUAAUCCAUACUUCCCAACUUCUGCGCUCAGGAAAUCAGGUCGAGUGGGCGGUGUCCCGAGGUGGCAUCACCAGUGCUUUGCUAGUGAUGCCUACAACACAAUAGGUGGAGCUAUAUGGAAAGGGGCAGUCUUUUCCAAAAAGCAGGUGGUGUGGACUCACCCCAAAAAAGAAAAAGGGGGGGUGGGCGGAUCUGCCAGCUGACAGGCAGCCUGGCUGGCCCCCUACUAUUAGGAUCAUGCUGGGAGCGCUGCUGUAGUGCUCCCUGAAUGGUCCUAGUGCCUGCUGCACAGCAUGAGCCCGUCUAAUGAUGCGCUCGCACUGUGCUGCCCAAUGUCAGGUCCCAGGUAUCCACAGAUGCAUGACACCAGGGAACUAAAGCAGGAUGACGGGACAGCACCCCAAAAUUGGGCUGUUGGGAGCCAUGCAUUAUUUCUCCCUGGACUGGAAUAACUUAAAUGGGGCCAACUUUUGACUCCAUACCCUAGGAGCCCCCUUUACACCUAGCAACACCCCUGAUAUUAACCAGCAUCAGCAUGCAAAAACUACUAUAACUACAAUGAGUUACAUUUUAAGUCAGAAAAAAACCCUAUGCUAUUAUUAACAGCACAGCUUGUGGUAUAAUAGUGCACAUAAACGUGGCAGAAGUGGUGAGAAGGCUCAUUCUGAAGGAGCAUGAAAUCACCAUGAAAUGCUCUACGUGCAUUUGUUACAUGUUCUUCACUAUUUUGCACUUGUGUAAAUAGUUUUGUGAAAUUCUAUAGAAACAAUACUUUUUUCACUUUUUGUUUCUAAAGAUUAGAAGCUCCUAGACUGCUUGUCUGUCAUUUCCUCUUCAGAUCUCAACCAGUUCCUGUUUUGUAGCCAGACUAUUUCUCUGUGAGAAACAUUACUUCCAUGAUAUUAGAAUCAGUAUAGUAUAGAUCUGGAGCAAGGAAAGACAUGUACACAUUUAUACAAGUAUUGUAUCCUCUUUCUCUUGUCAUAAUACAGCAGCAGCAUAUUUUACCACUGCCAUGUUACAAAGGGUUAGGGGAGGGAGCACUGUUAAUUAAACUUGGCAUAGUAAGCACCGGUAUAUAUUUUGUAGAGUAAGCAAAAUAUAACAUUGUCCAUGUUUUGAUGGAGGGAAGAAAGCAGGUGUUGUGGGAAAUCUUACUGUGCUCUCCCUUGCGCACCCUUCAGUGGUCCGACAGCCAGGAUAUAACGUUAUCCAAGCUUCUGAAUCACUAGAGGGCGCACAUGGAGGACACUUGUCACCAAGGAGCAGAUCCACUCCAGUCCUCUCAGAGAAAGGUAGGGAGGCCGGGUGGACAUCUUAAUAAGUAAAUAUUUGUGAAUAUGAAUGCGAUUUUGCAUGUCUGGUUUAUGUGUGUGUGUGUGUAUGUAUAUCAGUCACGUGUGUAUCCUACAUCCGUCAUGUGUGUGUAGCGGAACGCCAAUAUUAAAUCCACGAAUUCCGCUGGUUCAGGAAGUAAUCCACAGUCAAGCGCUGGAAACAACAAGGCAAUAUCCCAAAUCUCCCAGUAACCGGACGAAACACAGUUCUGAGAGUCAACUGAGGUCUUUUAUUUCAGCUCCACAAUUUAUACAAGUCCCCAUGCAAGGGGUUUCCUGAGUCCCCUCCCAGGGGCAUUUCCAGAGGGGACUACAUGGGGGACUUAUUGUACAGGGUUUUUCUCCCAUCAGGCACUGCUGCACGAGAGGGAUCCUCCCACUGGAAUAUACCGUUAAGUGGAUUAUCCCUCCGUGCAGCAGAACUUACAAUUCGUAUAAAAAUACAUAACUCUAUGAAUAUCUGGUCUAUUUAAACAAAUGGAUGUUCGGUAGAUAGCUGGGGUCUGAGCGCAUCAUUCAUGAGAUUACCGCUCAGAUCCCAGCUAAAACAACCGAACGCCGCAUGAAAAACACAUUUAUUAAAAGACAUAUUAAACUGACCGAUUGCCUUCCAGGGAGUGAAAUACCGACGGCCCGGAAAUACCGAACGGCCCGGAACUACCGAACGGCCUGGAGGCUCAGCGGUGUUCGCGCCGUCGAGUAGCCGUUUUUAGUACCAUGCGCUCGACGACCUAAUACCGCUGAGGGAACAAAGGAUCCAAGAUGGCCGACCGCCGCAUGGUCGUUAGUCGAACGGCGGCCACCUAGGAGAGCCUCUAAUUACCGAUUGCAACAUUGUUGCAAUCGGUUAACAAGCGCCACACGCCUCUAAGUGUGUGGGCUACUAUAUGGAGUGUUUUCGGUUCACGAACGGCCCGCAAAAGUGCCGUUCGUGAAACGAAAGAAGAACCCAAUACAAAUAGCUAUCUGCAUUCGGCAGAUAGCCAAUACAGGAAAUACAAGGUAUUACAGCCAGCAUACAUUAUACUUAGUCACACACAUAUCCCACAACCAUACAGGCAACCCUUAAAGGUACAGUCUCUUUAUGUUGUCCAAGUGGCUAGGUUUGCCACAGUGUGUAUGUCUGGAUUAUGUGUGUGUAUGUAUGUAUAUCAGUCAUGUGUGUAUCCUAUGUCAGGAUUGUGUGUAUGUCUGUGAUUAUGUGUGUGUAUGUCUGUGAUUGUGUCACGACUGCUAGUGUGGUCCAGCACGCAGAACUAUGUAACAUCUACAUAGAAAGAAACUGAAAGGAUAGAACGUAAACCGGUCCUUAGAAUGGCCGGACUGAUACGUUAAGACAGAGAAUGGUCAAGGAAUAGCCGAGGUCAAGGAAUCCAGAAAUACACAAUACCAUUAAACAAAGCAAGUCAGGGGAACCAAAAAUUAGAGUAGUCACGAAUACCCAAGGUCAGAAUACCGGGAAUAGCAAUAACAGGAAUAGUAAACGCACUCUCGGGAAGUGCAGAACAGAACUGUGAGAAAAAUAUAUAUAAAAAACAGGACAUAUUCAUAAGCACUGUGUAAAAACAAAAAUAUAAAAAUACACUACUGCAAUUAAGUCUUUAAAUAAUAGCAGCAUAUAGCAUAAAACAUACAGAAAACAGCAAACGCGUCUCGACAUUAAAGUCUUCCUCGGUGCAAUGUUGAUAGGUGCUGAUGAUUCUUCUUUUCUAUGUUUCUUUUGAUUGCCAAAAUUGAUUCUCGCAUCAGUUUACUUCCGGGCCACGUGUCAGUUCCGGUUACGUUCGUGCACCAGUCCGGCACCAAUAUGACAUCACUUCCGGGUUAGUGCUGAGUGUGUCUCUCUACUGUAGGAAGUCCUUUAGCAUCCAUAUUGUUAGUGGGCAACUUUUCCCAUAAUUGGGAUAAUGUAGAAUAAAAGGUGUUCUGUGGACUUAUAAACACUUGUAUUAGGUAGUGAUAAUUUGCAAUCUAAAUUAUUAUUUUUUUUUAAAUUAUUUAUAGACCAAUGUUACACAAGAUAAGAACAUAUAGAUACAAUAUAAUAUUGACAAUAUAUAUUUUUUUUAAACUUAGCAAGAUGGAAAUGUGUAUAUAUUAACCAGAAUUAUUUAUUAAAAAUAUAUAAAAGAAAUUUAAAUAAUAUAUAUAUAAAAAAUUCCUUGGUUCUAUAAAAAAUAAAAUAUAUUUAUAUUAAAAAUCUGUCAAAAUACCAAACCCACACCCUGACUCUUACGGACCACUAGAGAUGGGAAAACUAAAAUGCAUCUCCCUUAACUGCAAGGGCUUAAACAACCCCGCUAAACGCCAUCAAUUAAUGCGAUGGGCGAACAGAACAGGGGCUGACAUAAUACUCCUCCAGGAAACUCACUUUGAUGCAGCAAGACCGUUCCCACUGAAAAACAGACAUUACAAGGAAUACCACCUAGCAAACUCCCCAAACGGAAAAAGAAAUGGAUACUAAUUUGCAAUACAUGCCCCAUUAGCUUUAAACAAACCACCGCUGACCCCCAGGGCACAUUCCUAACAAUAGCAGACCACCAUGGAACACACAAAUAUGUACUAACGACUAUCUAUGCUCCCACUACCCCAGGCCCACCCUUCUGGUCAGCCUUACGAGCACACCUAAAGCUAUUCCCCUCCCACCACAUGAUCCUCGGAUGGGACUUCAAUGCAGUCCCAGCACCCAAACAGGACCGAAAACGCCACCCACAACAUACCAAAACAAUGCCCAAAAAUGACGGCCAAUGAUAAACUACUCUCGACCUUUAUACUCCAAUCAGGCCUCCAGGCCUCCUGGAGACUACAAAAUCCUACACUAGCAGACUUUACCUUCCACUCAACCCCCAUCUUUCCUAUUCAAGGAUCAACCUGUUUCUGGUCUCCCCCUCACUCCUCACCCAUGAUACCACAACAUCAAUAGGCACAAUCACGUGGUCUGACCACGCAGAGAUAUCCCUCACACUAUCAAUCCCACAGAUGGCAAGAUCGUGGUCGUAGCGUCUUAACCCCACCUUACUGCAUAAACCUGAGAUAAAACAAACCAUACAUGAUGCACUUAAAGAAUACUUCGAUAUAAACAAAGACUCCGUAUCGUCUAUAGGAACACUCUGGGCGGCACACAAAGCCGUCAUUAGAGGCAAACUAAUCGCAGAAGCCACAAAACACAAAAACCUACAACUAAAGGAACUCAAGGCCCAUUUACUUUCCCUUAGGACCCUUGAUGCUCAACAUAAGCAACACCCCACCCCAACACUAUCAGCCCAAAUAAAAACCCACCAACAAGCCAUCAAAUCAUACAUGACCAAAGACUCACUAAAAGCCCUCCAGUGGAGUAAACAACUCUUUUAUGAGAAAUCAAAUAAGGCAGACACCCUCCUAGCCCGCAAACUCCGCCAAAAAUCACAAACUAAACGGAUUAUCCCCGGGGGGGCAACACUCACAUAGCAUCAAGACCCCAACCACAUAGCAUCAAUAUUCUCCAACUACUUUAGAUUACUCUAUGACAACAAUCCGGACCCCUCUCCAACCCUGAAACAAGACAUCGAACUGUACCUCCAAAACAACCCCCUCCCAUCCCUAACAGACACCGCAAUAGCAACACUGUCAGCCCCCUUCACGACAGAAGAAAUCGCCAACACAUUAAAAACAAUCAAACCAAACAAAUGCCCCGGACCAGACGGCUUCACAGGCCUAUACUAUAAGACAUACGCGAAUGCUCUCAUACCCCAUCUCACAGCUUUAGGGAACUCAAUACUAAAGGGGGACCCACUCCCAAAGGAGAUGCUCAAAACAAACAUCUGCCUUAUACCGAAACCCGACAAAACACAUCUAGACCCCGGCCACUACCGACCCUUAUCGCUACUUAACGUGGACACAAAGAUAAUCACCAAAACUUUAGCUAACUGAAUACAACCCCUCCUCCCAAAACUAAUACACCCCGACCAGGUGGGCUUCAUACCCACCAGACAAGCAGGGGAUAACACAAGACGUAUGAUAGAUCUAAUAUGGGUGGCCCAAAGUGGGAAAAGUGGGAAAAUCCCAACCCUUCUUUUAUCAAUGGAUGCAUAAAAGGCCUUUGAUCGCCUACUAUGGCCACCCUCCAAAAAUUCAAAUUCCCACCACCCAUUCUUCAAGCCUUACAGACCCUUUACGCCCAACCAACGGCCACACUCCUCAUACCAAAUGCCAAACAUCCAGAAUUCAUGAUUAAAAAUGGGACGAGACAGGGCUGCCUGCUCUCCCCACUCCUAUUCGCCCUAUCACUCGAACCCCUCCUCCAAAACAUAAGUAGGGAACAAGAAAUCCAAGGUAUCAAGGUCAGGAACGAAGAAUAGCAGCCUAUGCGGACGACAUAAUCACGGACCUUACUCAAUCCCUCCCACCCUUACUGACACUCCUACAAAAAUACGCAACCCUAUCGGGAUACAAACUAAACCUAGGGGAAAAAAAAGGAAGCCCUCCCGAUAGGGAUACCACAACCAACUCUCGAACACAUAAAACUGACCCACCCAUUUAGAUACAACUUGCAAAGCAUUCACUAUCUAGGUACGCACCUCCCAGCAGACCUCGAUAAAACCUACGCCCUGAACUACACCCCACUACUCCGCCAAGCACACCUAGACCUACAAACAUGGGGCCCCAUGUCCAUAUCAUGGCUGGGGCGUAUAGCCUCCAUAAAAAUCUACUCCCGCGAUUCCUAUACUUAUUUCAAACUCUACCCAUACCCAUAUCUAAACACGAUUUCAAAACACUCCAAACUAACAUUGACAAAUUAAUUUGGUCCAACAAAAGGCCACGUAUCAAAAGAACCACAAUGUAUAAAACCACCAGAACCGGAGGCCUAGGCCUCCCAAACUUCUACCACUACUAGCAGGUGGCCCAACUAGCCCAGAUACAGAACCUACAUGCACAACUGGGGCUCAAAUUAUGGGUGGACCUGGAACAUGACCUCCUGGGAUGAGACCACCCCUCACUACUCUUUUGGGUGCCCAAGAAAGACAGACCACCAACUCCGCAAACCACCCCAGCCCUAACGACAUCCUUUCACAUCUGGUACACCACAAUCUCUAAGAACCCCAUAAUUAACAAACCAUCACCUCUCACACCCAUUCUGAGAAACAAUCAAUUCCCCCCAGGCCUCUCGCCUCGAGAUUUCGCGAGAUAUGAGGACAACGAGUUAUACAGAUUCCUCCACUUCUUCCAAGGCCAACAAUUCCGACCCUUCCAAGACCUGCCCAACCAGACCCCACUAAACACAUUUGACUACUUUCAAUACCUUCAAAUAUGCAGCUUCCUCAAUGAACCACACAACAAAGCAGCUGCCACCGCUAGGCCAAUCCAAUUCGAAAAAACAUGCCUGCACGCACCCAUACAAAAGGGACAAAUCUCUACCAUAUACCUCCUCCUAAACGCUAACUCCCCGGAAGACACCCUCACAUACACAAAGGCGUGAGAAAAAGACAUAGGCCCCCCAGAGGACCCAUCAGAUUGGUCAGACAUAUGGGAGGCUACGGCCUCACUCACCAUAUGUGUGAACCACAAGGAGCAGGCAUACAAAACCCUACUCAGGUGGUACCUAACACCCCUGAGAAUGAGACAAAUGGGCAGGGCAACCACGGACUCAUGCUGGAAGGGAUGUGAGCAAAAGGGAAUGCCCACAGACCUCACAAAUAUGGGAAAAGGUGACCACAUUAGCAUCUAGCAUACUUAAUAUGGACAUACCCAAGGACCCCUCGGUGUGGCUACUCUCCAAACCACACACCCCCCUUACCAGAGCCCAAAACAAACUGAUAGCAAGAAUGGCACUAGAAACUAGACGCACGAUAGCGGAACAAUGGGGAAACCAAACCACACCCCAACUAGCCACUAUGAUCAGGAAAAUGAAUGAAGCCAUGGAAAUGGACAAACUAUCAGCACUGCUACAUGACACGACACAACACUACCAUAAGAUAUGGGACCCAUGGAUCCAACACCCCCUACAGCUUAACUAAAAGGAGGAACGGAGAACUGUGAAAAUCCCCCCAACCAAACUCCUCCCCCCCCCCAAAAUCAAUAAACGACUGAAAAAAUACAUAGCGAAUAGCCCUGACUGGCUAUUUAUUGGUGAGGUUUUUUCUAUGUGGCACGUCCAGUAUUCAACUACUGUCACUGUGUGCUAUACCCAUGCAAAGAAAUAGCCAGAGAGAGGUUGGUACAGAAAGGAAUAGGAUGAUUUUCCCACAGACACAUACUAAGUGGUGAAGAGGUUCAGGGGAGAGAUACAUCUUGGGUGACAGGCAGCAGAGGUGCACAGAGCGACCCCCACCAAUCAGAAUAUGGCUGUAGUGGAUACCUGCUCUAUGGCUGUUGUAUGUGGCUUCAGAGUGGUGCAGCGAGGGAGCUAAUGGGAUCUAUCUGAUUACCUAACUCAUUUGCGCUCUCUGUAUUGAUACUGGAGCCAGGAUGAGAUGUCACCCCAGGCCCGGCACCAGUACACCACUAGGAGCUGGGCUGUCAUUGACAAGAGAUCCUAGCAGCUCCCCACUGAACCACAGAGAUGAGGUUGAUUCCAGCUCUUUCUUACAAGGUAAUAAGAUAGCGGCUGGGUAGACCUCAUUGCCUAAUUCUCAAUUCUAAUCCCAACUCUAAUCCUAACCUAAUCCUUACCCUAAUGCCAACUCUAAUCCUAGCCCAUAAUCUAUGUCUAAUCUUAACCCUAAUCAUAUCACUACUGUUAGGAUUAGGAUUAGCAAGGAAUUUGAUGUCAGAAUAAAGAAUAUCUUGCUGAUUUCAACAAAGGUAAUCUCUUGCUGAUUUCAGAAAAACUCUUGCUGACAUCCCUUGUCGAUAUCAGCAUAUUGUAUCCCUUAGAGUGCAGAGCUUGGCUUUGUGUUUACAUUUGCAGAAGGAGAGGUAUUAUUUCCAUCUCUGUUGCUAAAUUACAUUAUGACAAGUUGUUGCAAUCUGAUUUAAAUUCCCCCUUUAGACACGUUCCAACACUGUGAUCAGCGCUGUGCAUAGAACAGUCUUGAUCACCCUCUACAAAUGGUGAUUGCUCUGCAUGGGGCUUACAAAAAGAACACAUUAGGUUCUCCUCAGACCCCUCAUGUCUAAAUUAGCUGUGGCCGCCACCCCGAUGGGAAAAGGGGUCCCGCUGCUAGAGACGUUCUUUGCCCCUAGUGGGAGGAAUGCUGUAAAGCAGAGCAGUAUCAGCUCUUACAAGAGCUAGUGAUUAAGCACUCCAAGCAGAAGGGAGACAGGGGUUAAUGAGUGGCACACUCCUCAUACAGGUGGACCGGUUGUUUGGUAGUUCAUUCGGUAGGGGAAUAGAAUAAAAUACAAAACAAAGGUGAAUGAAAUGUCCAGAGCACAUAGGCAAAUGAAAUAAAGGGAUUGUAAUUCCAGGGACAGGGUGAACCGUCACAGCACUACCCCCUUGUGGUACACUCCGGCAGACCCGGUUUGACCCUUUUCAGGUCAACUUGGGGAUGUCCGGACUUAGGUUAGGUGCUGAGUUCCAUCUGUCGGGACAACACGUCAUCGUUGCCAUUCUGCUUCCCGGGCUGAUAGUGGAUUGUAAAGUUGUAGGGCUGUAGUGCCAAGCUCCACCAUAGUAAUCGGUCAUUGUCUCUUGCAACCCGGUUCAGUCACACCAACGGGCUGUGAUCGGUGACCAAUGUAUUUUCCCGUCCAUACAAAUAAGGGGUCAGUUUUUUCAAUGCCCACACCAAGGCUAAACAUUAUUUUUCCACUGUCACGUAGCUCACCUCAAAAGGAUAUUGAUACUUUAGAGAGAGUUCAGAGAAGGGCUACUAAACUGGUUCAUUGAUUGCAGGAUAAAACUUACAAGAAGGUUAAAGGAACUUAACAUGUAUAGCUUGGAGGAAAGACGAGACAGGGGGGAUAUGAUAGAAACAUUUAAAUACAUAAAGGGAAUCAACACAGUAAAGGAGGAGACUAUAUUUAAAAGAAGAAAAACUACCACAACAAGAGGACAUAGUCUUAAAUUAGAGGGGCAAAGGUUUAAAAAUAAUAUCUGGAAGUAUUACAUUCCUGUGGAUUGUCCUUCACCAUCCUAGCCAACUGCUCCAUGCGGUCCCUGAGUUUCAGUACAUAUGGCACAAUGUUAGGUUUCACGUUCCCAGUGUUCCCUAAUGAGAUCAAGGGUCCUCGCACCCUUGUCCCAUAGAGCAUCUCGAAAGGGGAAAACCCAGUAGAUUCCUGUGGCACCUCUCUCUAAGCAAACAAGAGGUGAGGCAGGAACCUCUCCCAGUCUCUGCAAGCCUCAGUAAAGGUCCUCAGCAUCUGCUUGAGGGUACAGUUGAAUCACACACAGUUAGUCUGUGGUAAAGUGAGCUAAGUAUGGGCUUAAUACCACAAACCUUCCACAGCUGUUGGGUUAGAUUUGCGGUGAACUGUGUUCCCUGAUCUGAGAUGAUAUCCUUGGGAAACCCUACUCUAGCGAAUAUCUGAACUAGAGCCCCAGCAACAGUCGCUGCAUGGAUAUUCGAAAGAGCAAUCGCUUCAGGGUAGCGGGUAGCGUAGUCCACCACGGUAAGGAUGUACUUCUUACCGGAUGGACUAGGUCUAGCCAGGGACCCCACUAGGUCGACUGCUAUCCUGCAAAAAGGCUUCUCAAUAAUGGGCAUGGAUAACAGUUGAGCUUUAGGGUGGUCACCCUCUUUCCGUACCCGCUGACAAAUGCCACAGGUUUUGCAAUAUUGUCGCAUGUCCCCAGAGAUUCCUGGCCAAAAAAAGUUCUAGGUCACUCUAUGGGCUGUGCGGCGUACUCCCAAAAUCCUGCCACGGGUAUGUCAUGCCCAAUCCUGAGAAGCUCAAACCGGUACUUCAUGGGAAUUACCAGUUGGCGCUUCUGGGAUGGGGCCGCCCCUUCACUGUGAAUCUUUGUGAGUCUGUAUAGCCUAUCCUGUUCCCAGGUAAACCACUUACCCCCUAGUCCCCCUUGCUCAGUAUCUGCUUUGUCUCGAUACUUAUGUAACGUGGGAUCCUCCUGGGUUUCCCUCCCAAACUCCUCUGGGGUGAGUCUAGGGUCACAGUCGGGGUUUAGUCUCUUACCUGGGUCUCUCUGGCCUGUGAUUUGGCUUCCACAUUCCUCGCUUGCAGGCAGGUGGUGACAGGAUGGACUUCAGCAGGUUUGCUGGGGAUGUAGGCAGACGUUAGGGGACCCAAGUCAUUCCCCAAUAGGCCCCAAGUCCUUCCUAACUUCCACGUUCACUGUGCUGGAUCCAGCUCCGCACUCUAGAUGAAUGCGGGCAGUAGGCAGAUGGUACACAGCUCCCCCAGCUACUCGGACGGUCACGGUUUGUCCGGUGUGUCCUUUGUCUUUUACCAGGUGGCGUUGGACCAAGGUCAAGGUAGCUCCAGUGUCUCUUAAUCCAUGGGCCGCUUGCCCGUCUUCCAGCACAAUUUGCCGGUGGUGUUGUUGGUUGUCCUGGGUGGCUGCUUGCACUGGAUCCGCCUCAUGCAGUACUCCCCAAUAUUCCUCGGUUUCCAGGCAAUGAGUAGCUGGAGUUGGGGUCCGGGAUCGUGCAUUGCUGGGGCGGUUACAAGUAGGUCUGGGGGGCUCCAGAGGACAAUUUCUCUGUACACCUGAAACAACGCACCCUGUUCCUGGGUGGGGCGGGUUGCUGUCUAGUUGGGCUCUGGUUGGGUGCAGGGCCUGGGGACACCAGAGCCUGGAAUUUGGGGAGAGGAGGAGAAAGUCUUACCGGGGCGUGCUCUGCUUUCCUUGAGUCAGUGUACUCGUCGGCCAGACAAGCUGCUUCAGGCAAGGUGAGGGGUCUCCGUUCCCGAAUCCAUUCCCAUAGCUCUGACUGCAGGGCAUUGUAAAAAUUUGCCAGGAGAAACAGUUGUAACACAUCCUCUCCCGAUACAACUUGACAACCAGUAAUCCAGUUGGAUGCAGUUCUGUGGAGACGACAGGCCCACUCGGUGUAGGAAUCCCCACUGUGCUUUCUGGAUUCCCGGAACCGUCUCCAGUACGCCUCGGGGAUGACUGUGUACCAGGCAAGCAAGGCCUCUUUCUUGUCAUCGGGUAUAGCUCUAAAGGCUUCGGCACCUUUACCUGAUACCUAGUGACUCAUUCGUCUGUAGGUACCUUGUGUAAAUCACAUUGUCUUUCGGUCCAUUUCUAGCAGUUCGGCCAGUAAUGAACUUUUCGGACGGUUGUUUGCCGUUCGGCCGCGGUUCUCUAACAAAUCAUUCAGUGUCGACCGCUUCAAUCCUUCGUAGCGAUUCUUCAUCUGCUUAUUCCAUUCUCGGAUCCAGAUGCAGCAUCUUGUCUAGGGGAAAAUAACCAUCCCUCCACUGCCACCAGAUGUGGCGACCACCCCAAUGUUCUUUUCCCCCUAGUGAGAGGGAUGCCGUAAAUCAGAGCAGGAACAGCUCUUACAAGGGCUAGUGAUUAAGCACUCCAAGUAGAAGGGAGACAGGGGUUAAGGAGAGGCACACUCCUCAUACGGGUGGUCUGGUUGUUCGGUAGUUCAUUCGGUAGGGGAAUAGAAUAAAAUACAAAAUGAAGGUGAAUGAAACGUCCUGAACACAUAGGCGAAUGAAAUAAAGGGAUUGUAAUUCCAGGGACAGGGUGAACCGUUACAUUAGCUAUGGCAAUAAAAAGGUUGUACGCAGUUCUCACAUUGACUGUUGCAUACAGAUCAUGCAAUACAGAUCUAUCAGUCUAACCUACAGCCUUAGAUAAAUAACCUGUGAUGUUUAUACACAUAUACAUACAUACACAUAAAUACACAUAAACUGUUUAAGUGUAUUUCAGUAUUAAUAUACAUAUAUAUAUAUAAUUAUAUAUCUAUAUUAAUAUCAAAAUACAUGUAGAAUAAUAUUGAUUAAAUAUAUAUAUAAUUGUUAUUAUAUAUUUAUAUAUACUAUAAAAUAAAUAAAUAUGUAAAUAUGUAAAAAAAAAAAAUAAUACAGAAUAAAUAGAUAAAAAAUACAUAUAUGUGUAAUUUUGUUCUAACUUUAUCUUAAAAUAAAUAUAUAUACAGUUGCAAGAAAAAGUAUGUGAACACUUUGGAAUGAUAUGGAUUUCUGCACAAAUUGGUCAAAAAAUGUGAUCUGAUCAUCAUCUAAGUCACAACAAUAUACAAUCACAGUCUGCUUAAACAAAUAACACACAAAGAAUGAAAUGUUGCCAUGUUUUUAUUGAACACACCAUGUAAACAUUCACAGUGCAGGUGGAAAAAGUAUGUGAACCCCUAGAUUAAUGACAUCUCCAAGAGCUAAUUGGAGUGAGAUGUCAGACAACUGGAGUCCAAUCAAUGAAAUGAGAUUGGAGGUGUUGGUUAUAGCUGCUCUGCCCUAUAAAAAAACACAUACACAUACCAGUUCUGGAUUUGCUUUUCACUAGAAGCAUUGCCUGAUGUGAAUGAUGCCUCGCACAAAAGAGCUCUCAGAAGACCGACGAUUAAGAAUUGUUGACUUGCAUUAAGCUGGAAAGGGUUAUAAAAGUAUUUCCAAAAGCAUUGCUGUUCAUCAGUCCAUGGUAAGACAAAUUGUCUAUAAAUGGAGAAAGUUCGGCACUGCUUCUACUCUCCCUAGGAGUGGGGCUGCUUUGCUGCGUCAGGGCCUGGACGGAUUGCUAUCAUCGAAGGAAAAAUGAAUUCCCAAGUUUAUCAAGACAUUUUGCAGGACAACUUAAGGCCUCUGUCUACCAGCUGAAGCUCAACAGAAGAUGGGUGUUGCAACAGGACAAUGACCCAAAGCAUAGAAGUAAAUCAACAACAGAAUGGCUUAAACAGAAGAAAAUACGCCUUCUGAAGUGGCCCAGUCAGAGUACUGACCUCAACCCGAUUGAGAUGCUGUGGCAUAACCUCAAGAAAGCAAUUCACACCAGACAUCCCAAAAAUAUUGCUGAACUGAAAUAGUUCUGUAAAGAGGAAUGGUCAAGAAUUACUCCUGACCGUUGUGCACAUCUGAUCUGCAACUACAGGAAACGUUUGGUUGAAGUUAUUGCUGCCAAAGGAGGUUCAACCAGUUAUUAAAUCCAAGGGUUCACAUACUUUUUCCACCUGCACUGUGAAUGUGCCCCCAUGAUGGCAUACCAUUUGCAAUAGUAGACAACCCAAGGUAUUACAAAUGGGGUAUGUCCAGUCUUUUUUAUUAGCCACUUAGUCACAAUCACUGGCCAGAAUUCUUCUUUCUCACAUUUUCUUAUAUUUUAUUCAUAUUAAAUUAUGUUUCAUUCCUAAAUAUUUGAUGUUAAAUAAAAAAGCCCUGUUUACCCUGAAUAAAAUGAUAUAUAAUAAGUGUUGGUGCACAUAAUAUGAAAGAGGCGAAUUACGCAUGAAAAGACAUAUAGCGCAAAUUCAACUUUUUGUUUUUACGUUUUGUUUUGAUCACAACAUGUACAUUUAGCUCAGUCCUCAAGGGGUUAAAAGAAGAAAAACUACCACAACAAGAGGAUAUAGUCUUAAAUUAGGUGCAAAGUUUUAAAAAUAAUAUCAGAAAGUAUUGCUUUACUGAAACAGUUGUGGAUACAUGGAAUAGCCUUCCAGCUAAAGUGGUAGAGGUUAACACAGGGAAGAAGUUUAAGCAUGAGUGUGAUAGGCAUAAGGCUAUCCUAGAUAUAAGAUAAGGCCAGGGACUAAUGAGAGUAUUUAUAAAAUUAGGCAGACUAGAUGGGCUGAAUGGUUCUUAUCUGCCGUCACAUUCUAUGUUUUUAUGGAUCUAGGUGCUGCAGUUUGUGUAUAUGUUUAUAGAGGUUGCAAUGUGUGUGUAUUAGGAGCUGUACUGUAGGGAUGUGUGUAUAGGGACUGCAGUGUUUGUGCAUAUGGGUAUAGUAUGCAUGAGUUUCUAGAGGGUACAGUGUAUAAAUAGGGGGAGACGUGUAUUUUUAUAAGGGUAUAGUGUAUAUAGGAGGUAUGAGGGUGUAACAUAUGUGUAUAGGAGGUGUAGUAUGUGUGUAGUAGAGAUAGUAAGAGUGAAAAGAGUGCGUAGAGGUAUAGUAUAUGUGUAUAGGGGGUUCACUGUGUGUAUGGGGCAGGCCAGGCAACCUUUGGCACUUCAGAUGUUGUGGACUAUAUCUCCCAUGAUUCUUUGCUAACAUUAUGGCUGUAAGAGUAUUAUGGGAGAUGUAGUCCAUAACAUCUGGAGUGCCGAAGGUCGCCUACCCCUGAUUGAGCACAUAUAUGGGGUACAGUGUGUAAACAGGAUAUUGAGUGCAUAAGGGGAUUUAGAGUGAGUACAAAAAUAUAAUAAAUGUGUAUAGUGUGUGUAGGAGGGUGUAUUUUAUAGUGGGUCAUAGUGUGUAUUACUUUAUUAAAAUCAUAAUUUAUAAAUAAUGUAUUAGUUCAUUGAAUUAGUUUUAAAAAAAGGAAAAAAGUAACAACAUUCGCCCUGCUGGACCAUCAGGGAUCGGAAUGUCCCCGCUCACUGCAAGGUAAUAACAGGAAGGGGAGCUUCCAGUUAAUACCUUGCUGUGAGCAGGGACAUUCCGGGUCCCUGGUGGCCUAGCAGGCCGGGGUGCAGACCAUGAAUAACUCUCUGCCUCAUGAACUCCGGCACUUACAAUGUCAGAUUGGUCAGGGCUUGACCGGAGACAGUUAGUCAUGAUCUGCACCCAGUGGAGGUACAGACAAGAAGAUGCUGGACCGUCUCCCUCAUGGCAUUAGAGUGUAGUCUGGGGCUAAAAUGCAAUUAUGUGAACAUGCUACUCUUCCCAACCUGCACAUUAUUCCUUUAAUUUUUUUAAUGUCUUUGUUGCAGUCCUGGCAAAUAUCCUUUUCAGUCAUUUUAUUUAAAAUGUAAUUCUGUCAAAUAUGUCAGAUCCUGAAGCUUUUCCCUGAUCUUUUCUUAUUGUAUUCAUUUAAAAAUCCAAACAAGGCUGUCAGAAACUGUACCCUAAACAAAAUCUGACUACCAAGCACACUAAAAACCGCUCCUCCCAAGAAUUGGAGUUAAAGAUGUGGGACAGGCAGGUGUGAAGGCCAGAAGUGGGUGUUGACAAUGGAUGAAUCUGUCUGUGAAGUGUGCUGGCUUGUCAGAUAAAGUGGUGUGUCAUCAUGCCAUGUGUGCACAAGUGGCUGGUCUCACCACCACAUGCACCAUGUGCAGAAUGCUCCGGAAGUGCUCUGCCCAUGGUCUUAUUUCCCUGAGGAUACUCAGGCACUCUUGCCAGCAUAACUCGGGACCAGUUGGAAAAUGCUCCAGGAGUGCUCUGCUCAUGAGUUUACGCUUUAGCGCAAGCACAUUUAAUAAUACCCCCGUGCUGCUCUGAUUUGCGAUAUUCCUUGGUGUACCAACAUGUGGGUGCCCUUGAUGGUAAAGGCAGGCACAGUUUUGGAGCGAAGUUAAUCUCGAUCUGCCUUUUUUUUCCAACCCUUUUUUGUUUUUUAUAGAACAAUGCCCUAUUGGCAUUAUGUUAUCAGUCCACCAAAAAAAAAAAAAAGAAACACUCAAAGAGUGCUUUUAAGUAAAGUUUUACUUACCUUAAUCCAGCGCCAGACAAAGCUCAUAGAGAAGUCUUUGAUUGGAGUUUUAAUGGGCUCAGACUGCUUGCCUGCACUCUGAGCCCGCAAGGGGAGUGGAAAAUGCGCACUCAGAACGGGAAGACGCGCAAAAUUUGGAUAUAUAAACAACCGGAAUACAGAAGAGUAUUAAGCUCUUGAGAAAGUUAAAAAAAAAACGAAACGCGUCAGCAGCAGCUGUUCCCAAAGGAGUGACUUAGCCCUUACCUCUACUACAGGACGUUAUAUGGACCUUCCUCUAAAAACUGGACAUCUGGAUAUAUGAGGAAAUGUAACUGUUGUAACCAAGAUGUACCAAAGGCUGCACCAGGGAACUUAGCCCACUUAGUGGCAUAUAAGCGUUUUUGCACAAUUUAGGAAUAUUUCUAAUUGUGCCAUGUUUGUUGUGAGUGUGAUUUUAACUUCUUUAUGCUGUUACUGUUGUUAAUAAAUUACUAUACUAUGAUUAUAUUUUUUUUCUUCCCUAUCUUUUAUAUACAUUUUAUAUAUUGUUCACUUUGGUAUAGGGGGAUUUGGGGAGUGAUCCUUAUAUAGAGGCUUGCCUGCACGUUCUGUUGCACUGCUCUCAGUAUACCUGUUCAGUUUUUCUUUGUUACAAAGGAUUCAGACUAAGGAACUGCAGAUUUUGCAAGCUGCUUUUAAUUAUCAUCCCAAUAAAAAUGCAUAAAUUAAUGCAUGUAUUCAUUGGGGGUAUAUCUACUAAAUCAUGAUUUUUGUUUUUUGGAGUAUGGUGGUCAGUGGAGUAAAUCAGAAAAAAUCAGAAAUCUAAUUUCAGUAUGUGUUUCAUUAUAGAUCACUAGAAUGUGCAUAUCUUAAAUCUGUCUAGAUUCUUAAGACAACAUUUGCAUAAAUUUGUAUUGUUUAUUCACAGGUGCCAAUAACAAGACAAGAAAAUGAAUUAUUUACUGCCAUUUUCUCUUACUCUGUUUGGUACGUAUCAAAACAGUCAUUCCACACAGUAUUAUAUACAUGCAAGAGUAUUAAUACAUUUUUAUAUAAAUGUUCAUAUGUGCAUCAUAUAUACAGCAAGACAGUGAAGAAAAAAUGAUUAAAAUUAGUCAUUUAUUAAGUAGUCUGGAAAAAGUAUAAAUUCCUUUGGUAACCCUUCUUCAGGACAGGUGCAAUUAUUUUUGGCUACACAGGUGAAGAUACAUUUUCCAACCCACCUCCCAAAAGAAAUGCAUCUUUACCUGUGUGUCUCUUAAUCCUCCUCUUGAAUUUCUUACCCUUUUUGUGUUUCUAAUCCCUUGUUUUCAAUGUAUUUCCCCUUUAGUGUAUCUUAUCUUUAAUGUAUCUGUGUCUAACACCGAUCAGGUAUAUUUUAUGACUCUAUUUUUCCCUUUGUGUAUCUUACACCCCCCUGGUAUAUUUUAUCCUUCAGUUGCCCCUUGUGUAUCUUACAAACCUUCUUGUGUUCCCCAGCCGCUUUUGUGAGUCUUAUCCUCAGCCUCUAAGGCAACAAGUGCAUCCAUAACAGCAACAAUAAUGCAGAGUCAGCACAAUCAUAAGGACAGGCCCGUCGCUACCUGGCAGGCAAACCAAGCAAUUGCUUGGGGCCCCCGAGCUGGCACGGGGUCCCCAAGCAGAGCAAGUGCUUCCUAUAAGGCUGCAGCCGCCUGAGCGCUCUAUAGAGAGCCUCAGACGGCUGCAACACUCCUCUCUCGUCACCUCCCCUUCCCUGUAGCGUGGCAGAGCUUCUCUUCCUCCUGGCUGUCAGCCUGCCGGGUACCGCGAGGUACAGGAGAUUCAGUUUCCUGUUCCCAGCCGGACUGAAAGGAAGUGAGCACUCAGUGUGCACUUCCUGUCAGAAAAAACACACAGAAUAGAUAAAGAGUAAAAGAACCCUCUCCAUUCCGUGAGAUAGUAGUGCAGCGCUGUAUAAUAACAUUUAGAAACUCACCCUAUUGAAAUCUGUUGGGUGGUUCAGCUCGGUUUUACAUAUAUACAAAGAAAAACACAAAUGGAGACUAUAUAGUGCAGAGUUGUUGUGGAAAAUAAAUGAAAUUUUCUGUAAAGUAACAAACUCACAUGCUAAUGAGCCUUUUCAAGAAUAGGCUCCAAACUCUUCAGCAAGUAUGUUUAGGAUAACAUACAACCCCCUUUUAAAUCUUCUCAAAAUGUACCUUCCGAUGUAUGGCAGAGAAAAGGGAAACACAAAGCGAUACACACUCUAAGUGAGAUAUGUAAGCACAAGACGGACUGUUUAAAAAUACAGAAUGUGCUCACCUGGCUCAGAGCCUUCCAAACUGGCUCUGAGUAUAUAGAUUUGCGUCAAAUACAGGGUGACAGCUCACUUUAGAACCAAGGCAACACUGGAAACUGGAUCCACUCAUUGUAAAAAUGCACAAAAAGUGAUUGUUUAAUGUAAGGUAAGAAAUAAAAUAAAUACAAUAUAAAAUACAAUAUAUAAAAAAAGUGUGGAUCCUCCGAAACACGUUUCACCUAUCCUGUAGGCUUUUUCAAUCGGCAGGUUAAGAUACAUUUUGCCACCCAACUCCCAAAAGAAAUGCAUCUUUACCUGUGUGUCUCUUAAUCCUCCUCUUGAAUUUCUUACCCUUUUUGUGUUUAUAAUCCCUAGUUUUCAAUGUAUUUCCCCUUUAGUGUAUCUUAUCUUUAGUGUAUCUGUGUCUAACACUGCUCAGGUAUAUUUUAUGACUCUAUUUUUCCCUUUGUGUAUCUUACACCCCCCUUGUAUAUUUUAUCCUUCAGUCCCCCCCCCUUGUGUAUCAUACAACCCUUCUUUGUGUUUCUCUUAUGUUCCCCCAGCCCUUUUUGUGAGUCUUAUCCUCAGCCUCUAAGGCAACAAGUGCAUCCAUAACAGCAACAAUAAUGCAGAGUCAGCACAAUCAUAAGGCCAGGCCCAUCGCUACCUGGCAAGCAAACCAAGCAAUUGCUUGGGGCCCCGAGCUGGCCCUGGGCUCCAAACAGAGCCGGUGCUUCCUAUAUGGCUGCAGCCGCCUGAGCACUCUAUAGAGAGCCUCAGGCAGCUGCAACACUCCUCUCUCGUCACCUUCCCUUUCCUGUAGCGUGGCCGAGCUCCUCUUCCUCCUGACUGUCAGUCUGGCCGGGUACCGCGCGGUACAGGAGAUUCAGUUUCCUGUUCCCGGCCGAACUGAAAGGAAUUGAGCACUCAGUGUGCACUUCCUGUCAGUCCGGCCGGGAACAGGAAACUGAAUCUCCUGUUACUGCGCGGUACCCGGCCGGACUGACAGCCAGGAGGAAGAGGAGGUCGGCCACACUACAGGGAAGGGGAGGUGAGAAGAACAUGUGGGGGAGUAAAAAAACAUAGGGAGGGGGAGUAAAAAAAACAUAGGAGGAGUAAAAAAAACUCCACUGCUGUUGUAUACCUUUAGCAUCCUCUAAGUGAUUGCAGCCCGGUGUGUGUUACUGGCGAGGGAAGCAGCCGAUCUCUUGAUCGGGACUGCUCAGGCUAUUCUACUAAACACGCAGCCCCCUACUUCCCUAUUCCCCAGGCUGGUGGGGGUUAUCCCAGUCCCCACCAAGCAGUGUAUACUCACAUUCCAGAUGCCCCUGGGUGAAUCUAGCACGGAUGAAUCCCGCGUGGCCUGUAUAAAAUGGCCAACGUCAGCAUUUCCAUAAAGCAAGCUACACAGUAUAUGGCUCGAAGCUGGGAGGAGAGGUUCCACAGAGAGUUUGAUGGCAUCUGUCAGAGGUUUUGGCGGAACAUGGAGAGGAGACAAUCUGCGCUGACAGCUACUUCAGUUGAACCUGCUUGCACACUGUGACAGAUCCCUCUGUCUUGGACUUACAUGGAACUACUAUUCAUUCGUUUGUUUGGUUCGUGCUUUUCCCCGUUUGUGUGGACUCUAUAUGCUUCCCUGAAACUACCGAACAAACUCCCGAACGGCCGGCCACCCAGUAGAGAAGCGUGCUGCUGGUUAACCUCUUGGCCCCAUUAGAACGUUGAGGUUAACCGCAGACACCCCUUAAUUGGUGACUGCAGGGGGGUGUCCGCCAUUCGUAUCCCGAACACAAGGUCACGGCCAUUUUAAAAUCCACGAACGCUCAGCGGUGUUCGACGACAAACUCAUGGAACUCAAAACGGACACUAUUUGGCACGAACACCGCUGAAGCCACCGACCUCCCUUCUCCUUCGGUAAAGACUCACGAACGUCCCUGUGUUUAGUACUUUGCUCACAAAUAAGCCAUACCCCAGAUAGCCAUCCCGUGGAGCCCAUUCGUAUGAAAAACAGACUUUGUGAACACUUUGACUGCACGGCGAUUGGACUGUGUGUAUAGGAUCUGAGCGCUAUUCGGUACUUUUGUGCGCUCAGAUCCCAGCUAUCUGGGUACCCGUUGAAUGCCUGUGUUAUGUCCCAUUACUGGGAAGUUAUGUAUUUUUAAGCACAUUUGCAAUUGUCACUUAAAAUGGCGUUUAGUCUUUGACCAGGGAGAUAAUUUAAUUAUUUCACAAUUAUCUCCCGAGCAGAGCAGAGGGUCUUGGGUAACUAAAGGGAAGGGCUAUGCGUGUAACACUCUGAUUGGUAAUUGUAAUGUCCUUGUCACAGUCUCCCAUUUGGUCCCCAUGGGGAGUGUCCACCAGGUGGGAGACUGUGGCAGGUAGCCCACAUUAAACCAGAUUCCUGCUGACCCUCAAUACGGAGCUUUGUCUCAUCAUUGGGGGGGAUUAUUCGUAUGGAUUGCGCUUGUUUGGCUGUUUGGAAGACUGAUGGUUCGUGUAAUUGCUGUUUGGCAGUUUGGAGCGCCUAGUAGCUACCUCUGCAUUCGGGAAGGGAACGUCCUACACGGCAGUAACCCCUUUCCUACCGGGGGAGCCGUAACACACACCUUUUCUCGCAAAAAUACCACUAGAAAGCCUGCCCACCGAACUCCCACUCGGAAGUCUGUCUGCAAGACUCCUGCGCUGAAGCCCCCUCCCGACCUCAUCAGGCCACAUACAGCCCAAGUGGACAAGAAGCUCUACGCUCUCGAGGACUGUGUCUGGGGGUGGAAGGAGGGCAUCGGAGCGAGCUGUGUAAUCCCUGGCAGACCCGAUAACCACAUGCACCUGCUUAGAUCUUGUCUGCUUGCCAAGGACAUCGGAUGAGCAGCCCUUGGAUCUGGGGCUGCCUGAUCCCCUAGUGCCUCUCCUAUCCUUCUAGGCUCUGAGCCUUUCUCUAACCUCGGAUUAACUGCGGUCUUACCCUAUUCCUCUCCUGUUCUGUCGCCUAUUAAAAAUGUCAUGACUACCACCUUGGGCCCAGUGAAAAAACUUUGGUGGCUUCACUGUCAUCUACUAAAUCUACCUGUGUAGUUAGAUCAAACAAUCUCAGCACUCUUACCCUACUUUGCACUAACUCAUCUGUUAGUAAUAACAUCUGUUUCCAUUAUGUCUUACUCUUGUGCUUUACACUAAUGUUCAGCAACCAACACUUGUCUAGACAGUUAACCCUCUGUAAGAUUUAUCUCAGUUUAAUAGAUAGACAUGUAUACCUUACUCGAGUUCUCUAUAUACCCAAAAAUUGUGCAAAUUUCGUAUGUCACAUCAUUGUUUCAAUAUGCAAUUGUCUCCUUAUUUAUUCUGAUACGCUUGCAAUGGAUGUUGUGGCAUUGCCUGCCUGUAUGUAAUACCUUUGCACAACAAAAAUAAACCAGACUCUUCUGGUAAAUUGUAUAACUCCAUAUAAAUAUUUUCAAAGGCUCUACCUAUUUGUCCUGGGGCCAGUAAAUAUUUAUCUUUAUCUAAAAUUUUAGAUAUAACUCUUGUUUUUUGCUUUUUUCAAUAUGUCAUUAGUGUCUCAGGUUUGUUGCCUUUAUAGUACCAUUUAUAUUGAAAAUAUUCUAACGUUCUAGCUUCUUUAUGAAUUAAAUGAACGUUUUUGUGUUUUUCUAUGUCUCAAUCUUACCUUACAAUGCCUCAUUCUGUCUCAAGUGAAAUUGCCACUAACUUUAACAGGUGUCCUCUCACUAAACUUUUAAAUGCACACCAUAAUUUAACGUCUGACAUCUUAAUUUGCAUUUUCUAAAACAUAUUUAUAAUUUUUUUCAAUUUUUUCUAUAUUUUUUUUUUUUGAGGAGUAUCAUCCAAUCUCUGGUCUUUUUGAAAAAGAUUAAACGCAUCUUUAUAAUUUAACAAAAUUGGACUGUGAUCUGACCGUGUUUUUUUUUUUUAAUUCUUUAUUUUCAUGCGAGCGUUAAACCUUCAUACGUGUAUUACCACAACAGUAGAAACACGCUUUUGGAAACAUUACAUAGUACUUACAAGGUAUGGAAAAGGUACAUUUUGCACACAUUUUUUGGUUAUUGUGGGCUGAUGCAUGCAGCUUGCAUGCAGCCAAGUGCCAAAGGGUGGGUGAAGUAUCUAGCGUCGAGCAGGAUUUCCUACUGUAGUAGCAGAGCCCCAGCUCUGUAUCCAGGGCUAGAGGUUGUAAGAGCACUUGAUGGCACCCUAUGCAUUUUUCUGGUGAGUUACAGGUCCAAACCUUGCAAUAAAUCUGCCUGGAAGCAAUCACAGUGAGUGCCUGAGAUUUGAAGAAGAAUGCCUACUCACCUGCAAGGAGAAAACAUCUCUUGAUACUGUACCUCACAGGAUAAUAAACAAAUCACACUGAAUAUUCAAACUAUCUGGGUCCUUGAUGAACAAAUAAUGCACCUACUUCAUAUCUUAUCUACCUAAAACUAAAAUAUGGUUGCCACACUGUUAACUCCUUUUUACCUGUUAAUACUUAUAAACUGCAAACCAGUGGGAAGACAAAUUUAAAAUUUUAGUUUUAAAAUGUGUUAACAUAAUAUUAUGUUAAAAACCUAAAAAACAAAAGGUCUUCACUAUUUGUUGGGGGAAUGAUAGGGGCUGUCGAGCUUUUUUUUACGGGUUUCACAUGUUUCACCUAUGGACAGUAGUGACUCCAGGUGUGUCAUGUUUUUAUGUAUGAAACCCAAAAUGCAGUACUUAUAGAUAUUAAAAUGAAAGCAAAGUCCAAGCACAACAAAGAAUUGAGACAAAUUGAUAUGGACUCAUGUAUUUCAGUCCUAGUUUCUUGUUUAGACAGGGCAACUUCAAGUGCUUGGCAGAUAACCAUACUUUUUCUUCUACAUGCUAUUUGGAAGUAGGACUGCAUCUCUUGUCGGCAUAGAGUUCAUACUUCUUCUGUGACUCUUGUAGGAUGAUUUCAGUGCAUGGAAAUUCCCUAUAGAGAUCACGGGUGAAUUGUUCGACUUCAGACAGGACUUAUGAUGGGUUAAUCAGGGAACAUGACUGGAUGAUUAUUAUUUUUUGGGGGGGGAAUUUAUAUAGCGCCAACUUAUUCCGCAGUGCUUUACAAUAUUAUAAAAGGGGAAAAUGUAACAAUAUAUUAGAUGGAGACCAAAUGUUACAGGAGAAGUAGGUUAAUGAAGACUCUCUGUUUAGACAAGCUUGUAGUCUAGAUGGGGUUGGUUUUCAAAAUACAAUAGGAAGGGCACUGACCAUAAUUGACGUAGAAAGGAGAAUUAUGAUGAGAACUGUGCAUGUGCAAAUUAUAAGCAAAUUCUGCUGCCAGUCAUUUAGUAAAUGAGUUGUAUAACAUUGUGGAUAUUGUUGAAGCGUCUGGCUCUUUCGGUCUGACCGUUCGUGUGGGGGUGGAAGGUAGUGGACAGUCAAAUUUGUACAAGUUUACAGAACAAUCUCAAAAAUUGGAACUGAAGGUCUCUAUCAGACAGAAUCAAGCUAGGUGCACCAUGCAAUUUGAACAUUUUUUUUGUAGAAAAUCACUGCUGUCUGUGUUCCUUUAUCUGCAAGGAAAUUAGCCAUUUUAAUCAAUCUGUCAACUACCAUCAUAAUAGUGGUAAUAUGGACUGUGAUCUGUGAACAGGGACAAGGCCUGGGAAGGGUUGUAAUAAACCAUCUGGACAAGUAGGAAGGUCUUUGGACCUGGAACAGACAGAGCAUUGUUCCACAUUAAGGGUCACCAAAAUGAUCGUUGUACCGAGUCAUAGGUCUGUCUCAUGCUUCUGUAACCAGAGAUCAAGGUAUCAUGGCACUCGAACAGGACUUCAUUGGGGGAGGAUUGGGUAUGGUGGUCUCUUGUGAAAGUCUUUGGAUUUUUUCCAAUAGAAGAGAAUGGGUUGCCAGUAAAUGUCCUUUGUGUAAUAUAGUUUUGGUUGGUUCAACUGUUGAAUUGAUUGGCCAGAGUAUAUGAGACAAAGCGUCAGCUUUCCCAAUUUUAGAACUUGGACAGUAUGUGAUGUGAAACUGGAAGCAGGGGGAGAAAGGUCUCAACUUGCUUGUCUUGGACAGAGUCUACAUUAUAAUCUGAAGUAUUCAAGUUUGCAGUGAUCAGUGUAUAUGGUGAUUGGAUUGGAGGCACUUUCCAAUAAGUAUUGGAGACAUUCUCCCAAAGCACUCUUGAUAGCUAGGAGUUCUUUAUCGCCUAUAUCUUAAUUAGCUUCAGCAGAACUUAAUCUCUUAGAGUAAAAGACAACAUGGUGUAGGUGGUCGUCGAUCUCGCCUCUCCGUGACAAUAUGGCUCCGGUGGCUACUUCAGAAGCAUCAACCUCCAUAAAAUAUGGUUUUAAAGGAACGCAUAGAGUGGGGGUAGGUGCGGAUUAGAUGCUUAAGUUCAUCGACCAUUGGAACGUGAUGUGGCUUUUAUUGAAAGUUGUCAAUGGAUGGACCACUCAUGUAACACAUCCUGUAGAAGCUAGCAAAAUGAAGAAAUCUUUGUAUUACCUUUUUGUUCACAGCUGUAGGCCAAUUCAUAUUUGCUUAAACUUUACAAGAAUCUAUAUCAAAGUGGCCAGGAGUCAGGACCUAGCACAAGAAUUCUAUCCGUGUGGUCUCAAAGAUGCAUUUUUCCAGUUUUUCGUGUAGGUGGUACUGAUGUAGUCUGCCAAGAAGUGUACAUAUAUGACGACGAUGGGUCUCUAUAUCAGGAGAGGAUAUCAGAAUAUCAUCCAGGUACAUCACUAUUUAUUGCUCAAGCAAGUUCCUGAAGAUAUCGUUAACAAAAUGUUGAAAGAUGGCGGGGACAUUACAUAGUCCAUAGGACAUGACCAGAUACUGAAAGUAACCAUACUUGGUUUUGAGUGCGUUUCUCUAUUCAUUCCCACUCUUAACAGGAGUAAGUUAAAGGGCCUCUCAUAGGUUGCAUUUGGUAUAUGCAGAUGCAGUUUUGAGUCUGAAUGGAACAGGUGCUCUGGGAAGCACAUCUAUGGGACAUAUGUCUGGUGUGGUGGUAGUGUGCCUACUCCUUUUUUGUCAAACACAUCACUGUAUUUCAUGUAAAGAUAAGGAAGAUAGAUUUCUGGACUGUGCUUAUUACCAUCUAAAAUAGUGUUGAUGUGUACUACCAGGAAGGACCUGGAUAGACACUUUUGUCCACAAUAAGGGGAAUGCAAAGGACACCGUUAAUCCCACAAAUAAGAGGGUUGUGUAUUUUCAACCAUGGCAACCCCAAAAUAAUGGGAAUUAAUGGAGAGGCUACCAGGUGAAACUGUAAAAUUCCUUCAUGACCAAUAGUUAGUGGACUUUGCCGGCACACCAUGUCUGGAUUGUAUGUAUUGUUUUCUCAUAAAAUGUCCAGGGUCUGCAUACACGGAGAAUACCUGGAAGAUAUGCAUCGCAAAUUCAGAGGUUCACAGAGUCUCUCCUGCAGGCUGCCUCUAAAGACUGCUAACUUCAGCACACCACAACAUGCACUUGUAAUGUCAGGGGAAUAGAAGAGCAUUGUGAUGUUAUGGGAUAUAAUUUCAAAGCUAGAACAAAAACCGUGGAACCACGUUUUCCCCAUUACGGCUAAAUUUUAACCUGGAUUCUAGAAAUGACUUCAAGGACAUGAGUCCUGUAUUUGUAAAUAAAUUCUAAGAGAAUGAAAUUAUUGAUUAAGAAGCUCCGUGUCCAAACCAAAAUUCCAUCAUUGACAAUAGUAUUCCAUAUUCUUGUGCAGGCAUCUGGAUCAUUUCCUCCAUGUAGGCUCAUGUUGGCUUCAAGACAAAUUUACAUAUCUCUGAUACUUGUUAUAGAGUAGGAGAACCACCAAGAAAAUAAUUUAGUUCUAUUUUUACAUUGUUGGUGGAACACUGGGUUACCAAGUAUAGGUUUCAUUAUUGAACUAUGGAUCGAAAGACCAUCUCUAUAGUUACACCUACACCAAAGUUUAUGUGUUUCAUCUGUAUUUGGCAACAUAUAUAGUAAAUAUAUUUUGUUCAUAUGGACCCAGGGUAGGGAUUGCAAGCACAAAGGCAGGCAAACUGAAUCCUCAGCCUCAACCCAACAAAUCUUCAACAAGUUCUACUUUAAUGCCUAUGCAAACAGAGCUGAUCUCUAGUAAAAAGAUGCACUAGGAACCCCCAAACCUUCAUGGUGUACAGCAAGAUAAAAGGAUAUGAGUGAGUAGUUAUAGGUAUAUAACUUGAACAUUAAUAGAAGAGUAAGACAAGAAACCUCUGAAUCUGUGUGUGUGUAGUGGCCUUUUAAUAUUUGAAAACUCUGAAAUUAUCUGGUAUAUACAAGGAAGUGAAACAUUUGCAUAAAUUACACAAAGUAGAAUAUUAUUCUUGAAUAGCUUGAUUUUAUAUUCUGAAGUGCCACAUAUUAUUCCUCUUACGUCACCAUUAUUUCUUUUAGUGCACACCAAAGGUUCAAUACAAAUUGCAAAUAGUGAUGAAGAUCAGGAGCAGCUUUGUCUCGUGUCAUUUCAUACUGGUAUAGGUGAAGAUAAGACUCCCAAGGUGAAAAACUUACCAAGGCUCUUGUCAGCCGAUGUAAAUCUGUCUGGGAGUCUGAUUUCUUUCAAAACCUCCCACAAAACCUUCCAAUCCACUCUAUCCAAUGCAUCUGCAUCUAAACCAAGAAUGAUUGGUUUCUCCUAUCAUUAAGAGAAGAAUCACAUUAUUAACGGAAAGACACUUCAAAUUGUGUCCAGCAGAAAACAAUUAGCUAAAAAGCCAACUGGAUCCUGGUGAACCAGAGAAGGAAGAAUGGGUCUCAGGCGGUAAGAUACAAUUGUAUCAAAAAUCUUCAUGUCUAGGUUAAUAAGAGUACUAUACUAAGAGCAAGUAGUACUAUCUUUGCCUUAUUUUGGCAAAGCUUCAAUGCUCUCUUCCAACAUCUCUUUUGGAAUCAAUACAUAGUUGAACAAUGUUAAAAGUCUAGGCACAAUCAGGUGACGGAAACAUUUAUAAAAAGUUAUCGUAAAGACAUUCAGAGCUUGGCUUUGUUUUUUUUAGAGUUUCAACAUGUUAAAUAACUCCUUCAUAGUUUCGUCAAAGGUGGCUCAAAAACUAUGGGCAUUACAAUUUGCCAUCCAUGGUCCACUGUUUUGCCACUGUAAAGAUAUUUAUAAUAAUCUACAAUUUGUUUGGCUGUGCCAAUUGGGUCCACUACUCUGUCUUGUAUUAAAACUCUUAAAGUUCUUUACUUAUAUUGGUAAACUCUGUGUAGAAGAAUGUCUGUUACCACUGGUAAUCUUCUUAUGAUUGAUUGGACCAUUAAUUAUUCUGCUUUGCAAUAACAUACACAUAUGUCAUGUCUGCAUUUGCCGUAUAUACUUUUGGAUUGAUACUUGAUUUCGAGGAUUUAGAAAUUAUGUUUUAAGAGAGUGUUGUUAAUUUUGACCACUUUGAUUGUAUAAAGUUUUCCUUUAAUUGCAAACUACUUUUUGGCUCACCCAUAGGAGUUAAAAAGAUCCAAAACACUAACGAAUUAGUAACAUAUAAUAGUUGAACUUUGCAAUAAUAAUUCAUCAUCGGCCAUUAUAUUUGUCUGCCCCUUAUCCAUUGUUAUCACUUUUAUUGUAUUUGAAGUUUUAGCAUUACAAUAUUAACACGUGUACCUCUUUAUUAUAUUCUAGUAUUUCAGACAGCAUGUGGACAGAAAAUUACCCUUUUCACAGCCUGUAUAUCUGGGGCUGGUCCCAAGUUGCGGUUGGACUGCCGAUACCAGAACAUAACAAACAAUCAACUGCGUUAUGAAUUUCGGGUGAAACGUGAACGAGAACUGAUCAUUGACACUACAAUGAACCUUAACUUCUUUAGUGAGAAAUACCAUAACCGGGCCAGCACUUUCCUAUCACGUGGUUUGGUUCAGCUUCAUCUUGAGCGCUUCAAUGCCUCCGAUGUGGGCCUUUACAUAUGUGCCCUGAAUAUUCCUAAUGACUUGACCAUUAAUCAGACAGCCAGGGUUAGUGUUCAGAAAGGUAAGAGGACAAGAAAUCUGCUGAACAUUAAUGGAAAUGCAUCUAUAAUGUAUGUAGCGGAAAGGUGCCAAAAUAACUUGUGAAAUAAAUAUUAGCAGUAGUUUUGACUGUUCCAUUUUAAGUAGCUUUUUUAAAAAGACUUUUGCAGUAUUGUACAUUUUAAUCCUGGCUCUUCUAUCCCAUUUCCCUGUUCUAAAAUACUUUCUUUUUAAAGAUUACAUUUUAAAAACAAAUUUAGUUUGGAAAAACGGCACCUCAGAGGGAGUAUGAUAACAUUAUACAAAUAUUUUCAGAGGCCGGUACAAACCAUUGUGUGGAAAUCUAUUCAUAAACAGAACUAUACAUAGGACACGGGGCCAUGCAUUUAGACUGGAAGAACAGAGAUUUAGUCUAAGGCAAAGAAACAUUUUUUUACAGUAAGAAUAAGAAGGAUGUGGAAUUUUCUGGCUGAAGAGGUGGUUUUAUUUACCAUGCAGAUGUUUGAACAGCAAUUGGAUAAGUACUUCCAAAAACAUAAUAUGCAAGGAUAUAAUUUCUAAUUAGUGGGUUAAUUAAUUCUCUCCCCUCAAUGUACCUUUCAACCAAUCAUAACUCCCCCUGCCCUAUCCUUUCCUUCUUUUGAAGUUCACACUGUCUGCCCAUUUAAACCCACUCCUUUAAGAAUUGCUAUCAUCCACCACCCCCCUCCCUCCCCCCCCCUGGUUAUCAUAGACUAUUCAUUGAGCAUUUUUCUUCCUGGCUUCCCCACUUCCUCUCAUCUAGCACUCCUUACCUUAUACUUGGGGAUUUCAAUAUCCCAAUCAAUAACCCCAAUUGCACUGAUGCCUCUCGUCUGCUCUCUGUAACCUCCUCCUUUGGCCUUAUGCAAUGGUUCAAUUUAGCAACCCACACAGCAGGAAACACUCUUGAUCUUGCCUUCACCAACCUCUGUACUGCCUCUAAUCUCUCCAAUAUUCCUUUUCCUCUAUCUGACCACCAUCUGCUGACUUUUGACAUUGGCAUACCUAAGACCCAAUUGACACCACCGUCUGAACAUCACUCUCACAGAAACCUCCAAUGUCUUGACCUAGAGCAUUUCUCCACUAAUCUCCAAACUCUCCUUUUACCUAUCUCAAACCUCACCUGUCCUAGUUCUGCAACCUCCUUCUACAAUUCCACCCUCUCCUCUCAACUAGACAUCAUGGCACCUUGUACAUUUAAAUGCUGCAGGCUCCUCCAACAACAAUCCUGGCACACCAAGCUCACUCGAUACCUCCAAAAAUGCUCCAGAACUGCUGAACUCUGUUGGAGAAAGUCUCACUGUGCCUCUGACUUUCUCCACUAUAAAUUUAUGCUGAGCUCAUACAGCUUGGCUCUUUCCUCUGCAAAAGUUAAUUACUUCAAUACCCUCAUAACCACACUCUCCCGCGAACCCGAACGACUAUUUCACACAUUUAACUCUCUUCUUUGCCCUGCUGUUCCUCCUCCACCUACUAACUUGACCGCCUCAGACUUUGCAACUCACUUCACUGACAACAUCUCUACAAUCAGAGAAGAGAUUUCUCAUCUUUCUUCUUCCCCUUACAACACUUCCCCUAACUUCAUUCCCUCUGCUGUUCUAUGUUCAUUUGCACCCGCUACAUUGGAAGAGGUUUCUGCUCUACUCCAGUCCUCCUGCCCCACCACCUGCUCCCUAGAUCCAAUUCCCUCACAUCUCAUCCGUACUCUGUCUUCUGCUCUUUCUCCACCUCUCACUAAAAUUCUCAAUCUCUCUCUCUCCUCUGGUAUAUUUCCAUUGCCCUUCAAACAUGCAACUGUAACCCCAAUUCUAAAGAAGCCCAAUCUUGACCCUAACUCCCCAUCCAACUAUCGUCCUAUCUCGCUACUGCCUUUUGCAUCCAAGAUCCUUGAAAAAAUUGUGUAUGCGAGAUUGACAGACUUCCUCGAGUCCAACUCUCUGCUAGACCUGCUUCAGUCUGGUUUCCGUGCUAAGCACUCUGUGGAAACGGCACUGACUAAAGUAUCCAAUGAUCUACUCGCUGCAAAAUCUCGUGGUCACUACUCUAUCCUAAUUAUCCUUGACCUGUCUGCGGCUUUUGACACGGUUGAUCAUCAACAGCUUCUUCUCAUCCUCCGCAAUAUCGGUCUACAAGAUAUUGCUCUCUCCUGGUGCUCCUCCUACCUCUCCCAGUGCUCUUUCAGUGUUUUUUCUCUGGCUAUGCUUCUUCUCCCCAACUCCUCUCUGUUGGUGUCCCCCAAGGUUCAGUCCUUGGUCCCCUACUGUUCUCCAUCUAUACUGCCUCCCUUGGUAAACUCAUUAGCUCCUUUGGCUUCCAAUAUCAUUUCUAUGCAGAUGACACGCAAAUCUACCUGUCCUCUCCUGAUCUCUCCCUGUCCCUCUUGACUAGUGUCUCUGACUGCCUCUCCGCUGUUUCUAACUGGAUGGCUGCCAACUUCCUUAAACUAAACUUGACCAAAACUGAAAUUCUGGUCUUUCCUCCCUCAAGUGUUGUUACUCCUGUGUCUGUCUCCCUCCAAGUCAACGGUGCUACCAUCAGCUUCACCACGCAGGCUCGCUGCCUAGGUGUUCUCUUUGACUCCUACCUCUCCUUCAAGCCUCAUGUUCAAUCUAUCCUGUCAUUUCCAUCUCAAAAACAUUGCGUGCAUCCACCUCUACUUAACGCCAGAUGCGACUAAGGUGUUGGUCCAUUCCACUUUACUUUCUCGCCUUGACUUCUGUAAUCCGCUUCUCAGUGGUGUUACGUGCUCCCAACUUGUGCCGUUACAGUCCAUAAUGAAUGCGGCGGUGAGGCUCAUCUUCCUGUCCGCCUGCACCUCCCAUGCCUCACUCUUCUGUCAGUCCCUACAUUGGCUUCCUAUAAAAUAUAGAGCUCCCACCUAUCUAUCCUCCCUUAUACACAAGUAUGUCCCGUCUAGGCCCUUACGAUCUGCUGAAGACUUACGUCUAUCUUCUCUCCGUACUCCCACCUCUGAUGCUCGCCUUCAAGAUUUCUCGAGGGCUGCACUGUUCCUGUGGAACUCUCUUCCCUCCUCCGUUAGAUGCUCACCCAGUCUCUACUCCUUCAAAAAAUCGUUAAAAACCCACUUCUUCAUAAAAGCGUAUCAAUUAAACUGUUAAUAGCUCCUGACUGAUUCCUCUUCUGCAACUGUCACUACUCUAAUACUAUCCUUACCUUUUUGUGUCAUUUUACCCCACUCCCUCUAGCAUGUCCUCAACCCCUCUGUUCCUGUGUGUCCAACUUGUCUGGUUACAACUACAUGUCUGUUCGUCCACCCAUUGUAAAGCGCUGCGGAAUUUGAUGGCGCUCUAUAAAUAUCAUAAUAAUAAUAACUAAUUGAUCCAAGAAGAUAUAUGACUACUAUUUUGGGGUCAAGAAGGAAUUUUUUCCAAGUUUGUUGCAAAAUUGUAAGCACUGCAGAUGUUUUUUUUUUUGUCUUCUUCUGGAUCAAUAGCAAAAACAUAUGUGAACCUGAUGGAUGCAUGUCUCUUUUCAGCUGUGUAACUAUGUAACUUAUUAUUGUGCAUGAUUAUAUCACAGCUCUGUUUCUGCCCUCCAUCCUAACAUGCAGUAUUUAGUAACAAAGCUGUACACUUCAUCUUGAGACACAUGAAAGGUUUCUGGGAGUUUCAGAUCAGUUAAAAAAAUUUAUAAGUAGAACACUAAUAACUAAGCUAUAGGAUUUAGAAAUCCCAGGUCUGUACAGAAUUAAGGGUCUACUAUCUACUAGUCAGUCCAUCGUCCUACAAUAUAUUCGGGGAUAUAGACAGUUUACAGAUUUAUUAUAUGUGAUGGGAACACAGAUGCAAGAAAUCUGUGAUCAGGCUAGUAACUGUAAAAUGUAUAAUAUCUGCAAAGAGAAUUAAAAAGCUUUUCCCCAAUCUGCACUUUAAUCCUUGCAGUGCCAAGUUAACCAUGUCCAACAUUUUUGACCCCAUUGACCAGAAUGAGAGGCACGUGACUGGCAAAGCCAUCCGAAGAGUUAGUAGAGCUCAGGGCUUGUGCAGUAAUGUCUAAGGAUUGCUACAUGCUGUAAAAUUAAAAGAAAUUGAUCAUUUUAAAUAUGGUAUGUGUUGUAAUAUGUCUUUGUACAUAUUUCAAAUCAGUUAUCUAUAUUAAGCAUGGAAAAAGUGAGUCCACCCGGUAAAGUGUGCUAAAGUGUCCCAAAAUAAUAAUGCCAGUGACAUAUAGUGCAAUUGUGAGCAGGCAGAUGGAGAGAUAGACACAGACUGCCUUGCUGUUCUGGUGUCAUACUAAAUGUAUAUUUAUAUUUCAUGAUUCUCACAUUUAAUGUGUGCUCUGACUUUUUAUUUUCACAGACAAACUAGAACGAUGUGGAGGAGUAAGCACCUUUAAUCUAAGCUCAUCAUGGCCCCUUGUCCUGCUCCUCACUUUGCCUUUGCUCCAAGCUGGUGGGUUUCUUUAUCUCUGAAGAUCAUAUUAUAUUGGUCUGGUCAGUGUCCCAGAGAUGUGAUGGGAACAACCCCGUAUUACUGCAUGGCUUCCACACUCUUCUUAGCAUCAAUCACCAAAUGCCUUUUAUCUGGACCCCUUUUUGGUAGAAGAAAUUGGGCAAAAAAUAAAUCAAACCUGCUCAUUCACAAUUCCUUAAAAUGAAAACUGUAAUCACAGCAAUAGUUGUUGAUUUUGCCAUCACCACUAAAGAAUUAUUUAUGGUCAAUACACUAUUUGUGUUGUUUAUGAAGUCUAAUUGUUGUAUAGUCAUCUUUGUAAGAAAAAAUUCACUGGGUCAACCAACAUCUUCUACAUUGCCAAUUUUCACUUUAAAAAAUAGUUGGGUUUUAUUUUUUUGAUGGUGAGUGAAAAUGGCAGAAAUUAAACAUUUAUGCUCCCUGUUUCAAUUAAAUAUUUUGUCUUGUAAAAUGUAAGAUAACUGUAUUUGGGAAUGAGUAGCAUUAAAUCUUGACCUUUAAUAUACUUCAGAUAAUUUCGAAUACACACUGAAGGAAACCAGUUGCUUAAAACUUAGCUUUCACAUGGAAUGAUUUCAUAUAAUAAGUAUGUAUAGCAAGUGUUUUACAUUUUUACAGAAACUAACAUUGAACUCUAACUAAAAACUUAAAGGACCACUAUAGGCAUCUAGACCACUACAGCUCAAUUAAGUGGUCUGGGUGCCAGGUUGCCCUGGUUUUAACCCUGCAGCUGAUAACAUAGCAGUUUCUAGUGGCCAUCUCCCUUACUAGAGGCCUCUUCCGCAACGCUCAAUCGCACUGAACUCACGUUGGACGUCCUCACGGAGUCCAGCUUCAAAUAAAAUCCCCAUAGGAAAGCAUUGAGUAAAGCAUUGCGCAUUCGGCUCUACUCGGGAGAUGACGUCAGCAGGGGGAGGAGAGGUCACCAGCACCGAGGGAGCCCGGCGCUGGAUUAAGAUACGUGGCUGAAGGGGUUUUAACACCUUUAACCCAGCAGGAGGAGGGCCCGAGGGAGGGGGGGACCUAUUAACCCAAUAGUGCCAGGAAACGGGUUUGUUUUCCUGGCACUAUAGGAUCCAUUUAAAGGCGGGCAAUGUUUUUGCCCUAAAAAUGCAUGAUCUCUCUCUCAUUAUUCGUUUAAUGUGCCCACAUGUUAUCUGCCUAAAGGAACACGCCAAGCAGCAUAAACCCUACAGCGCCUCCUCACAGCGAGAAGCUCUCUGUGCGCUGUGUGGUGCUGAGCUCAUUGGCUGAGAGCAAUCAGCUUAAAUUCUCAGCCAAUGAGCUGUCCCUGCACGGUCGGGAUUAGUUCAGGAAGGCUAACGAAAGUUACUAGCAAGCGUUUCUGGCUCUCACUUUUGGCUGUGAGGAGCUAGGCAGACUACAGGUCAAACUGUUCUUAAAUUGUUUGAUUACUUGCCCUGACAGUGGUGCCACUAUUUGGUGCUGAAGUGGUUAUGGUGCUUGGAGUGGUCCUUUAUUUAAUUUAACAAUUAACAAUAUACUUUUACUCAGUAGCUAACUUUUUUCUCUAUCAGGCCGCAAUAAAAAAAAUCUGUCAAGUUUAGUAAUAGACAGAAAUGGAUAAAAUAUGAUAAUCGAAAAGAAGCAUCUUUAAAGUGCUUUGUUAGCCAUGAUAAUUAAGAGAAUGAGAGUACAGCCAAUAUAUUUAAGACUUUAAAAAAAUUAUGUAGCCUUAAAGAUAUUUUAAAAAGACCAUUAUAUUACACAAGCUGCACUAAUGUACCUAUUAGAUCUUCUUUCUCAUUUCUGUGACCUGAUUCUAUGAGUUCUAGUAACAACUGCCAUGCAGAUUUCUAAAAUCUUGUAAAGAAUUCCUUAAACUGAUACUUCACAUACAAAUGGAGCAAAGUCCCUCGACAAUCCAAUGGAAAUGUCAUAUAAAACUGUAAAAUAAAUAGGUGUGCAGUCAGUAACCAUAACCAGUACUCAAAUAGAAAUGAUAAAAUCAACAUACAGUGAGGGUAAAAAGUAUCCCCUGCUGAUUUUGAAUGUUUGCCCACUGACAAAGAAAUGAUCAGUCUAUCAUUCUAAUGGUACGUGUAUUUAAACAGUGAGAGACAUAAUAACAAAACAAAAAAAAAUCCAGAAAAAUGCAUGUUAUAAAAGUUAUAAAUUGAUUUGCAUGUCAAUGAGUGAAAUAAGUAUUUGAUCCCCUAUCAAUCAGCAAGAUUUCCAAGGUGUCUUUUAUACAGGUACAAGCUGAGAUUAGAAGCACUCACUUAAAGGGAGUCCUCCUAAUCUCAGUUUGUUACCUGUAUAAAAGGCACUUGUCCACAGAAGGAAUCAAUCAAUCAGAUUCCAAACUCUCCACCGUGGCCAAGACCAAAGAGCUGUCCAAGGAUGUCAGGGACAAGAUUGUAGACUUACACAAGGCUGGAAUGGGCUACAAGACCAUCGCCAAGCAGCUUGGUGAGAAGGUGACAACAGUUGCGUUUAUUCGCAAAUGGAAGAAACACAAAAUAACUGUCGGUCUUCCUUGGUCUGGUGCUCCAUGCAAGAUCUCACCUUGUGGAGUUUCAAUGAUCAUGAGAACGGUGAAGAAUCAGCCCAAAACUACACGGGAGGAUCUUGUUAAUGAUCUCAAGGCAGCUGGGACCAAAGUCACAAAGGAAACAAUUGGUAACACACUACGACAUGAAGGACUGAAAUCCUGCAGCGCCUGCAAGGUCCCCCUGCUCAAGAGAGCACAUGUACAGGCCCGUCUGAAGUUUGCCAGUGAACAUCUGAAUGAUUUAGAGGACAACUGGGUUAAAGUGUUGUAGUCAGAUGAGACCAAAAUCGAGCUCUUUGGCAUCAACUGAACUCGCUGUGUUUGGAGGAGGAAGAGUGAUGCCUAUGACCCCAAGAACACCAUCCUCACCAUCAAACAUGGAGGUGGAAACAUUAUGCUUUGGGGGUGUUUUUCUGCUAAGGGGACAACACAACUGCACUGCAUCAAAGGGAUGAUGGAAGGGGCCAUGUACCGUCAAAUCUUCUGUGAGAACCUCCUUCCCUCAGCUAGCGCAUUGAAAAUGGGUGGUGGAUGGGUAUUCCAACAUGACAAUGACCCAAAACAUACAGCCAAGGCAACAAAGGAGUGGCUCAAGAAAAAGCACACUAAGGUCAUGGAGUGACCUAGCCAGUCUCCAGACUUUAAUCCCAUAGAAAAUCUGUGGAGGGAGCUGAAGGUUCGAGUUGCCAAACGUCAGCCUCGAAACCUUAAUGACUUGGAGAGGAUCUGCAAAGAGGAGUGAGACAAAAUCCCUCCUGAGAUGUGUGCAACCCUGAUGGCCAAAUACAAGAAACGUCUGACCUCUGUGAUUGCCAACAAGGAUUUUGUCACCAAGUACUAAGUCGAAGGGGUCAAUUACUUAUUUCACUCAUUGACAUGCAAAUCAAUUUAUAACUUUUUUUAACAUGUGUUUUUCUGGAUUUUCUUUUUGUUAUUUUGUCUUUCACUGUUAAAAUACACCUACCAGUAAAAUGAUAGACUGAUCAUUUCUUUGUCAGUGGGCAAAUGUUUAAAAUCAGCAGGGCGUCAAAUACUUUUUACCAUCACUGUAUGCUUCCAUCUCUAGCCCACCGGUUUUGUGAAAAUACCCGAUAUGAUGGAAUGGAGGGUAUGUUGUUGCCUGCUAAGAUUAAAAUGUAAAAUAAAGAGAUAUUGGUACAUCCAGGUAUCUUGUACCACAACACAACAUAUUUAAGGACAAAGGAAUGCCCAAUGCUAUAUCACCCUAUCCAGUAUCAAAUUCAAAUUAAUUAAUUUUUUUAAUCACCACAACAGCCUGCUGUAGUAGCUACGGUGUCAGAAGCACCCUAGUGCCCUACCAGACUAAGUAGUCAAACUAUUUAGGAAUCGUUCUUGCUAAGUACCAGCUGCCACCUCCACUGUUGCAGGAAUCGCCUGCAAGGAUCUUCUAGUUAGCUCAACGCAACUAAUGCCUGUAAGACGGUGUCAUAACAUUAAAAAUAUUUUGCCCAUUAAUCAAUUACUUGGCCCCACUUCAGUAGAAUUAUUACUCUAUUAAGGUGUGUGCCCAGUUAUUUUUUACAACUUUUUUUUAGAACAUUUAUUAAAUAAUUUGUAAUGAAAAACUUUCUUAUUUACAAGCUUAACUGUACAUUACUUGAAAAAUGUGUAAAAAAAUUGCUUUAGUGGUAACCAUUGCCAUUGCCAAUCAAUUGCACACAGGAACCUAAAUAGAGACAAAGUGGUAAUAUGAACCUGCCAUAGAGGGUACCUGGAAACACCAGAUAACACUGGUGCACACCUAUGCCCCCCAUAUAUGUAUUAAUGGUAUGAGGACCAGGGAACUGCAGCUGCCUACUGUGCCUUUUUCUCAGAUAUGGAACUGAAACCUUUUUUAUUACUUCUUGACUAGAUCAUCUUAUUUUAUAACAUCGGAGAUUGCAAAAUAAAGCCUUUUUUAAGCGUUCAUUUUCUACCAUUUUGGGGUACAUUCACCAAAAAUAAACAGGUUGAAAUUUAGCUAGAUGAAGUCAGAUGUAGAUAAGUUUUUAUUCUUGAAGCCGGCCUUAUUUACUUUUUUCACAAAGCGUAGAAGCAGCAACUAGCAUUUAAAAAGGCUGUCUACCCCUAAUAAAGUCAGAUGAAGCAAUAUAGCAAACUUCAGAAAGUCCUUGAUAAUAUUUGGCUGUUAAGCAGUGCUCCUUGACAUCAUCUAAUGGGCGUGAUGCAGUGAAUUACAGAUGUAUUGGCGGCUUUGAGAUAAAAAUGGCCCAAAAGGUACAAAAUAAAACAGAAAAACAGAUCACCAAUAAACUAGUACACAGACUAAAAGCAGCCUUCACAUUUCCCAUCCAAAUUACAGUAGUCUGUGGGCAGAAGUAUACUAAUAGGGGGAUGGAGGGUGGUCCGACCCAGGUGAUAUGCGGUGGGGGUGCAUAGAGUACCCCCCUCCAAAGCAGGCACAUCUGUGUGUUUAUAUGUGUCCAUGUGUGUGUUUGCAUAUAAGUGCAUGUAUAUCAGUGUGUUUAUGUAUGUGUUUGCUUGUGUAUAUGAAUGUACGUGUGUAUAUGAAUGUAAGUAUGUGUGAAUAUGAAUGUAUAUGUAUAUGAAAGUGUAUGUUAAAAUUCCAUGUAUGCCCCCUAGAUUUCAGAUUUCUUCAUUCUGCAGUACCUCACAGUGCCACCUUGCUGUGGUGCUGUUGCAGGCUGCUGCACUCAGAUUGGUCAGCUCUGACUCUGACCCCAACUGGCCCUACCUGAUAAUUACCUGAUAAUUAUCUUCUCCCUAUUAAGCCUUUUUUGGUUGCAUAUUGGGUUCUGAUUGGGUAUCAGCACCCCUUCACACCAAAACCCUCACAGUGUAUAUGAUUGUGAGUGUGUGCAGUUUCUCUAACAAAAUGGGAUUGGGAGUGCUUAGUGAGACACACACAGCUCGGGGGAUGGUAAAGCUAAAAUAUUUUUCUGCCUUCUGCCUCUGUCUGUGGGCACUAUUUAAAGGAACACUCUAAGCACCAUAACCACUCCAGAAGUGCUCUAUCAAGCCCCAAUGUAAGUAGUAACACUCCAAGCACCAUAACCACUCUAGAAAUGCUCUAUCGAGCCCCAAUGUGAGUAGUAAAAACUUUUGUCAAGGUUUGAUAUCGUACGUGUGGUUAGUUGGGCAACACUCCCUGCCUCUUCCAUUUUCAGUAUAGGACUUUCCUUUAUCUAUCCUGACCUAAGCUCAGCAGGGCCAUUGCUGAGCCGACUUACUGGUUGAGACAGUCAGCUAAUUGCUCUCAGCUAAUAAGCAAAGCCCUGCACUGCCAGACAUAGCUCAGACGAAGAUUUUCCAUCUACAGAGAGGCAGGACAAACCUGGGAUAACAAAUGGUUUGAUUAACUAAAUUUGGUGGUGCAUAGAACAGCGUGCUGUAGUGGUACUUGAAGUGUUCCUUGAAUACCAUAGUGACUAAUCAUUCCUCUGGUGGGGGUAGUACAUUAAUGAACCAGACGAUUUAGGACCCCUUCGCGGAUAUACUAUUUCAGAUCCCAUAAAAUGAGGAAAUUCACGUGUGUGUAUAUAUUAUAUUCAAACUCAUUAUCAGUAACACAUACCCCAAACACAGGAAGUACAGAAAAAGGCAAAAACCCCUGGUUAGUAUGGGCCAAGAGUAUCCUUACUUUUUUACCCACCAACUAUAACCAGUCCAUUUCCAGGUGAGAAUGUUUGCAUAGCUGUUUGUAUAUUUGACAUGUUCUUAGAGAUAACCUGCAAUUCUGAAUGAUUUUGCAGUUGCACUCUGUCACAUGAAACAUGUGCCAGAUCAUUGAUGCAAAUGGAAAUAUCCAUAUACUGUCACUUCUUCGCAACUAAGCAACUAGUAAUACAGAUACAGUUAUUGGAGACACAGUGGCCAUUAGGUUUAUAAUGGCCUCAGUGGCCACAUAACUAUGACUAUAUAAUAAUAUAUAAUAAUAUAAUAAUUGCAAAUCAGUUGGGCUUGAGACUGGAUCAUCAUUUAGAUAUAACAAUCAGGCAAUAUGUAGGACGGCACCUCUGGUUCAUUAACAGUAUUCAGCAGUAAGGCUGUACACAAGAAAUAUAAUCCAUGUUAAACAUGUAGGAAUAAGUGUUGACAAGGACUCUUUCAAAUAGCAGUAAAGUUGAAGUAUAUGUUUGAGAACAAUGUAGUAUUAAAACUAUAAUAGCCUUACAUAUAUUAUACAUUUACCCCUGGAAUAUUAUGAAUUCUAUUUAAUUCCAAGAAAAUAGCAGCACCAAACAUUCAUUGUAUUGUACAUGUAAAAUAUAGCAAAUCAUGUAUUUAACACUUUGUUCCUAAUUAAAUACAAAUACAAUGCCUUGCAAUAGUAUUCAGGCACUCGAACAAUGCUCACAUUUUACUGAAAAACUGUUUAUGUAUUGGACUUUUGUUCUGUAUGAUACUUCAUCAGAAAACUAGACUAGUGCACUUUAAGCAUUUCGGCUCUACCAAAGAUUUUUUUCCCAAAGAUAGAUCACUUUUUAGGACACUUAAACAUUCGGUUGGAUAUCGGUUUAUGCGAGGCCAAACGCUGAUUCAGGAGUCAAAUCCAAAGAUUGGCAAGGAAAAUAAAAACAUUAACAAGAUAGAGCUUUUGACCACAAUUCAAACUGCUCUGUGUUUCACAAAAUAAAACACUGCUUUUACCCCAAUAAAAGAAAGUUUGCUUUUAGCUUUUAGCUCAACUUUUAGCUCAACAACGAGCACAAAGCAAAGCAACGUUGUAAUAACGUAAAUAAUAAGAACAAAUUAUAAAAUUCUACAGUGACCCUGUCAAAGUUCUAAUCUUAAACUCAUUGAGAAUCUGUGGCAUUAUCUGAAAAUUACAGUCCACAAGCUUUACGUAUCCAACAUGGCACAAAAAUGCCAAAAACAACAAACAAAAAUUACAUCCAGACUUAAAGCUGUUAUUACAGCAAUACAUGGCUCCCCUAACUAUUAAUAAGAGGAGGCUGAAUGUUUAUGCAAACAAUACACUUCAUUUUUUGUUUAAAAUAUUUCCUCAUAAAUACCUAAUUUUGACUUUAAAAUGUGCCGUUAAAACGGAUGAAUUUGCUUUCAUUCAUGACGAUCGUUUGUAAAACAGAAAAAAAUAUAAAUAUAUUUUAUCAGGGUCUGAAUGCUUUCGCAAAGGAAACAUAUAUAUAUAAAGAUAUAUGUAUAUAUAUAAAGUGUUGUUAACAGAUUAAAAUAUACAUUAGACAUAUUAAAAUUGGUGUCAAUACUAUAACAUUAAAUAUAGUAUACCUUUAAAAAUGACCAUGCAUAAUUAAUUACAGUAAUUCUAUUUCUGGUAUAAGUCUUAACCAUACUUGUAGAGAUUGUUUCGCAAUGCUUCCAAAACGUGAUGCUACAUUUUAAACAUAUUAGCUGUUAUCCUUCAAAUAUACAAGGAAAUGUAGUGAGCACUUCUGUUUGAUACUGUGUGUUAAUUUUCAGAAACGGUGGGAUUAUAUUAUGAACCACUAUUUCUAAUACAUUUGACCAAAUUAUACCAUCUAAAUGUUGUCUUUAAUCUUCUUUACAUUGUUGCAUCAAUCUGUCUUUUCCUAUAAAUUUUUGUAUAAUGAAAUUUGAUAUAUCACCAUUGUUAAACCUUUAAUCAUGCAUAAAUUAUAUCUGUUUCCAAAAAUA
Molecule: messenger RNA, 42146 nt
Organism: Pelobates cultripes (western spadefoot toad)
Lineage: Eukaryota; Metazoa; Chordata; Amphibia; Anura; Pelobatidae
Source: the annotation of a GenBank genome assembly